This is a messenger RNA of Vigna umbellata (rice bean), 1224 nucleotides long. The record is from RefSeq and is a predicted model, not a curated record. Lineage: Eukaryota; Viridiplantae; Streptophyta; Magnoliopsida; Fabales; Fabaceae.
AUGUUCAAUGGCGACGAUCCUACUAGAUGGAUUUCGGGAGCGAAGAUUCACUUCAAGGUUCAGGAGACCAGCGAGAUGGUGAAAGAGUUGCUUGAAUGUUAUGGAGGAAUGGGGGAAGGGAGCAUAUAUGAUCAGUUGACGGCGUUGAAGCAAAUAAGGAGUAUGGAUGAGUAUAUUGGACGAUUCAAAUGUUUGAUCGCUCAAAUUCCAAAACUCCAUGAUGAGCAAUACUUCUUGUACGUUACCCAUGGGCUGAGAGAGGAGGUUCAGGCUAAGGCCCUAGUGGCUGAGAUUGAGAUACAGGUUGAGUUUCAAGAUGAAGAAGAAAUCCUAGAGAGUGACGACGAGAGUGAAACGGAGGAAGUUGAUGGAGUAUGCAGUGCCAUCAGUCUCUUUGUGCUAGAAAAAGAGACUCAAGAUGCGUCUAGAACAAUGAAACUAAGAGAAAUGAUCAAAGGAGUACCUCUCAUCAUUCUAAUAGAUUCAGUCAUAACUUCGUUUCGUGAAGAGCGUUUUUCUUUACAAGAUGCUGAUAGAGUAUUUGAUGGUGCUCUUGCCUGUCAUGAUAUGGUUACAUGGAAUUUCAUGCUUGGUGCUUAUUUGAUGCACGAGAAAGAAGAUUUUUCAUUUAAAGAUUUCAUUUAUAUGUUGAAUUUUGGGUUUAAGCCAGAUGCUUAUACUUACACCAGGAGUUUCGGUGCUUGUUCUGCACAAGAGCAUAAAAGCAAUGGAAAAUGUGUGCAUCGGUUGGUAAUAAAAAACGGUCUUGAAGAUUUUGUUCCUAUUUCCAAUGCUUUGAUUGCCAUGUACAUCAAAUUUAAUGAUAAGGGAAUGGAAGAUGCAUUAAGAAUCUCAAAGAUGGUUGCACUUGGAACUCCAUUUUCGCAAGAUAUGUACAAGAAGAUGCUAGGAAAUCUUUUGAAGCAACUUCCAAAGACUACAAUUCUUUGGAAUUCAAUCAUCUUUGGUCAUGAUGGGCUAGUAGAAGAAGGUUGCAACAUUAUGGAGUCUAUGGAGUCUGAUUUUGGAAUUCCACGGCGAAAGGAACACUAUGCUUGUGCAAUUGAUCUCUAUGGUCGGGCAGGGCAACUUGAGAAGGCAAAAGCUUUGGUUGAAACGAUGCCCUUUGAAGUUGAUGCAAUGGUGUUGAAAACUUUGUUAGGUGCCUGUAGAUUUUGUGGUGAUAUCGAAUUGGAAAACAUUUCUUCAACAACGCAAAUUUGA